Molecule: messenger RNA, 1336 nt
Organism: Procambarus clarkii (red swamp crayfish)
Lineage: Eukaryota; Metazoa; Arthropoda; Malacostraca; Decapoda; Cambaridae
Source: RefSeq, a predicted model, not a curated record
CACUGCCGGCUCGUUGUCGGCGAGUAGCUCAGUAGUCGUCUGUCUCUCACGGUGGGUGCACGCUCUUCGACCUGCUCUUUGUUUGGCCUUACGAUAACUCAAAAUGAAGGUUUUCGCCACUUGUAUCACUCUGCUUGCUCUUUCCGGCGCCGCUUAUGGUAUUCAAUGCUUCGUGUGCAAUUCUAAAAUGGAUUCUGCCUGCCAAGAUGAAUUCAAUUAUGAUUCACCUGCCUUGCAGGAAGCCUUCACCCAGACUUGCGACAACGUAACAGAAGCCUUCUGUCGCAAAAGCAAAAUUUACCUUGAUGCAGUUAAAGAAGUCCCCAGUGGUGAAGUUCGUGUGGUGCGAGAAUGUGCUUAUCAGAGGCGUGAGAUCUAUGACUGCUACCAGAAACGCUCGGAAGAUUAUUAUAUUGAUGUCUGCCAAUGCGACGAGGAUCUGUGCAAUAGCUCGCCAGUUCUCACCCUUUCCCUGGCAUCUGCUCUAGCUGUAACUCUUCCGUUCUUUGCUAGGUUCUUAUAAGGCCAUGGGAGCAGUGCUGUACUAUAGCUUAGGGAACAGAGUAGAUCUUUUUGUCUCUAAAAUGAAGUACUAAAAUUCUCCAAUCCCAUUCCACCUUUCUCUCAAACUUUGCUUGUGGCCUUCCUUUUCCACAUUAUCUCCUCUAUACUAUAGAUUCAAUAUAUGUGUGUGUGUAUAUAUACAUCUAUAUAUAUAUAUAUAUAUAUACAUACGUAUAUAGCAUUUAUAUAUGUUCAUGUGUAUAUGAAUGUACAAUAUAUGCAGAUAUAUGUAUGUGUAAUGUUAAUCCAUUGUAUGAAGAUAUAUAUGUACAGUAUAUUUAUAUUCCCACUACUUUUUUCUACUUAAUCUUUUGAACUUUACUAUGCACCUUUAGUAAAAUCAAGUUUGCAUCAUUACGAUGCUUAAUAAAAAUAUCGGUAUUCUACCGAUAUUGCUGCACAUCUUUUUAAAUAGAAAUGUUGUACAUAUGUGUACUCGGUUGAAAGACAUUGUGGGGAUUGAAAAAUCUAGAAACAAGAGGUGGGUGUCCUGUAGUCACAAGAAUUCUGCAGUUUGUUGAAAUUAUCAUAUUUUAUAAAUUGUAAUUGCAAAUCGUUAUGUAAUAUACAAAGAAAAUGGCUGUUAAACCUAAUAAUUGUUUCACAUAUAUAUAUUUUAAAUAAUUGUAAUACAUACAGUAAUAUAAUUUAUAAAAUGUUGUUGAAAUGUGAAUGCAUUUUUUUAAAUAAGUGAUGACCAUUUACUGAUAAAUGUAAUUGUUGCAUACAUUAAUAGAUUGCAAUGGUGGUAAAUAAAUUCCUUAAUUUACUA